AUCCAUCACAACACCGCCGCUCCAACGGCUAGUUCCCCAACCGGCCGCCGACCCUCCACCCGCUCACACUCCCCUCCGCGAUCUCAAAUCCAUCCGUCGCCCAAAGCGCCACCAGGCACCAUCCCAGCGGCCCAGCCCGAGCACCAGCUCACCUUCCUCCCUCGCCGCCGCCGCCGCCCGCGAGCUCAGCUGCCAGCUCGAUCGCCCGCCGGCUGACGCUCCGUCGAGGAUCGAGAACCGCAUGGGGAUCCCAUCGAGGCACCCGGACCACGAGGAGGAGGAGGAGUACGACGACGCGGUGUUCUACGAGGACAUCCAGGCGCCCAAGUUCGUGGACCUCACCGCGCCCGACGCCGGCCGCCCCGACGACGACCCCGCCUGGUUCUGCCUCCGCGUCGGUUGCGACCAGAGCCAUGAGCAGGUCGACCUGGAGGCCCUUGACCGGAGCUUCUUCAUGCGGGUCAUGGCGGCCAGAAGCCCCAAUGUGCGGCUCCAGAAGGCGAUCAGCAGAACAAAUCAGAGCUCGAUGCUGAAAUGCCCUCAUUCUGCACCGCCGAAGCCUCCGAGGGCCCGGUUCGCGAGGCUGAGCGCGGCAACAGACGCCGCCGAGAAGGCAGCGGUGAAGCCCAAGCCAAGGGUCCAGCGGAUCUGCGCCAUGCGAGCGUCUCCGACCCGGACCAAGACAGCGAAGGUCGAAGCUCCCAGCGCGAGGAAGAAGGCACUGACGAUGCCGCGGAGCAAGGCCGUCCGGCCGACGCAGGAACCGUUCCUCAGCGUGAAGCACCAAAAGGAGCCGGUCGCUGCGGUGGCGAGAAAGGGGACUGUCGUCAAGGCACUGUUCAUGAGCACGCCAAAGAAGGAGCCCGCCCGGACGCCGGCGGCAGACAAGAGGAAGGAGGCGGUGUCCGAGGUUUGUUCCAAGCUGCGGAAGCUGAACUUGGGGUGCCGGGAGGUGCCGAGCAGGUACAUGUGUCAGCUGACGAAUCCAAAGACUGCUAAGAAGGGUGAAGAGACCGCGCUGACGAAGAGUGCCAAGAGAGGGCAAGAGUCUAGGACCAAUGUCAAGAAGAAAAUUUUAGGACGCUCGGUGAAGUGUGCUAAUGCUGAACCUGAUGAGAACCGAAAUGGUUGUGGUAACACUGCUGCAGAUGAGAACUCACGUACAGAAACUGCAAGACCCAAUGAGAAAAGGAAGGCGGUGCUGCAGGAAUUGACAAUUGAGGUGGAUGCAGCGCGAGCUGAAGAUGACAACAAGGAGAAUGUGUCAAAUGCUGAUCAGGCGGUUGAAGAAGCCUUGAACAAUUCACAUUCUGAAGAUGAAAACAGGCAGUUAGAGAACAACGAGAAUGUUGCUCUGAAGGUGCCUAAAAUGCAGAACAAAGUGCAUCCAGAGCAAGCAGGAAAGCUCAAGAAAACUACCAAUCCUAGGCCAUUCAGGCUGAGGACUGAUGAAAGAGGAGUGCAAAAAGAAGCAAAACCAGAAAAAAGGCAGCCCUUCGCGGAGAAUAACUCCAUGGCAGUACUCAAGGAUGCAAACAGAGGAGUGAUGCCAACGGACAAAUACAAUCGUGGAAAGGGACGAGACAAGCCGCUCUGUGGCGAGAAACAGAAACAGAGCACACAGAUGGCCAUGGGGCAGCUCGGUGAGGCCAAGCCAGGCUUCAACAGCAUCAGAUGCAAUAACGCCAGGCCUGUGAUGACGAAGCGCAAAGUCGUUGAAAAAUCAGAGAGAGUUUCUAGGGUUGCAUCAUCAGCAAGAACGACCAAGACAGCCAGUGGUCUCAUGGCGCCAACUCAGAUUGGAAAGGGGAGGAAGACUUCAGUAAAGCCAUCCAGACUGCAAGCAGCUGCUGCUUGAGAGUGAGUGUACGAUGAUGGAUUCAGAGAGGGAAAUGAGAAACUGUGACAAAGGUUUUAUUGUCUGCUCCAACGACGAGCCCUGUAGCUACCGCGCCAAAUUCGUUUCCUGAUUUUUUUUUUUUGGUUAACUUAUGUAAACUGAACAUUCUUUCUGCGAGCGAUGUGGUGGAAUUCCCCUCCAUGACCUGCAUGCACUCCACCACACCCUUUAGCACCAAGAUUCUUUCUGUAACAUGUAUGGGAAUCGAUUCUUUCUGUAACCUGGGGGGAAAGGAAUUUGGAAUUGUGGAGGCCCAGCCCAUGAGGCGUUUUAAGCGGUGGACUAGGAGCCAUUUAAUCA
Molecule: messenger RNA, 2200 nt
Organism: Setaria italica (foxtail millet)
Lineage: Eukaryota; Viridiplantae; Streptophyta; Magnoliopsida; Poales; Poaceae
Exons: 9
Coding region: 242-1858 (538 amino acids)
Source: RefSeq, a predicted model, not a curated record